AUGCUUCUUCACACGCUAUUGUUUUUUCCUUGGCCCGUUUCUGUCUUUAAAACUAUUGAGCGCUGGAUUCAGAAUUUUAUUUGGGAAGAAGAUAUCGACAAAAGAAAAUUAGUUAUCGUUGCUUGGCAUAAGUGUUAUCAACCUUUUGCGGAAGGUGGUUUGGGUAUUAGAUCUUUGUUAUUUCUGAAUGACGCUUCAAAUCUCAAGCUCUGUUGGGACAUGUUAAAUUUGAAGGAUCAAUGGGCGGCAAUUAUUCGGCAAAGUGUUAUGCGAGGAGGAAGGCACAUCAACUACAUCAUUUUCUAUUCAUUGUGGAGCACUAUGAAGGGCUCUUUUGCUGAUGUCAAAGAUGAUUCAACUUGGAUUUUAGGCAAUGGCAAGAACAUUCAUUUUUGGCUUGAUAAAUGGGAAGGUUCUGUGGCUGUAAAUAACUCAGACUUCAAUUUUCACAAGCAGGACUUCCUCAAUGACAGAGUUGCAGAAUAUAUCUCUAAUUGUAAGUGGAGUUUUCCUCAGUGUAUUACAACACGUUUUCCUUCCAUUUAUAACCUUCUUUAA
This is a messenger RNA of Lathyrus sativus (Indian pea), 558 nucleotides long. The record is from the annotation of a GenBank genome assembly. Lineage: Eukaryota; Viridiplantae; Streptophyta; Magnoliopsida; Fabales; Fabaceae.